Triplophysa dalaica is the source of this 2325-nucleotide messenger RNA. RefSeq names its product sushi, von Willebrand factor type A, EGF and pentraxin domain-containing protein 1-like. The transcript has 12 exons. NCBI's taxonomy places the organism in Eukaryota, Metazoa, Chordata, Actinopteri, Cypriniformes, Nemacheilidae. The record is from RefSeq and is a predicted model, not a curated record. Bases 94 to 2043 code for a protein of 649 amino acids.
ACAAAUGUCCUGCCCAGAACUGUCAAAUAUUAACUUUGUUAAAGACUUUGGUGGAUUUCUUCAUCUCCCAGUGUGAGUCAACUAACUGAAAUCAUGAGGUCAAGUCUUGUUAUUUUGUCCCUAACGAUAUUCAUCGGUAUUGAUGCUACGACACAGGAUGUGUGUCCUGAGCCCCCAAAAGUAGAGAAUGCACAAAUUUCUAGAGACUCCAUUAGACCCAACUAUACUCAAGGUGAUGAAAUAGACUUCAGCUGCAAUACUGGCUAUGUCUCUCUGCGGAAAAUCACCUACGUGUGCAUUAGAAAAAAAUGGACUAGACAGCGUUCUACGGAGUGUGCACUCAAACGCUGUGAGAUGCCAUCAGAUAUUCCAAACGGCCAUUAUAGAAUUAAAGAUGGAAAUGGCUUUGUCGUAGGAACUACCAUCGAGUACACCUGCAAUGAUGGCUACCAGAUGAUGAGUCGCUUUUUUACGAGAACGUGUCGGCCGAGUGGAUGGGACAACCAGUUACCAGCGUGUGAAGUGGUAUCCUGUGCUGCAGACGGGCCCUCAGACAAACGCGUGAAAACGCAAGGACUUCCUGAUUAUGGAGAUUUAAUUCGAGACGGACACAGAUUGCAAUUUUCAUGUGAGGAACAGGGGUAUAUUUUAAAGGGACCAAAAGAGAUUACCUGCCAGUCAAAUGGAGAAUGGAACGACAAGUUUCCACAUUGUGAAGAGAUAACAUGUAAACUUAAUGAGACAAAUGACAUCAAUGUGGAGCGAAUUUCUGGUCAUGAGGGUCUGUUCAAACCUGGACAUCAAAUAAAGCUGUCAUGCGUUGAACAAAAGAUGAUUAUGAGAGACAACAGCGCACUCCUCUGCCAGGACAAUGGAGAAUGGAAUGCCUCAAUUUCAAAAUGUGAAGAGGCAACAUGUAUUGCAAAUAUCACAAACCAGAUCAUAGAUGAAAAAUCUAUUCCUGGGGUUAUAAAAUACAAACCUGGUACAAGGAUUACGGUUUCAUGUGGUGAGAAAUUCGUUUUAAAAGGAAAAGGGGACAUCACUUGUCAGGAAGAUGGAGAAUGGAGCAGUGGGUUUCCUACAUGUGCAGAAGUCACCUGUCAGAAGCAAGAACUCAGUGAUGUCCAGAUUUUAAUGGGACAUCCAGGUAUCUCUGCACCUUAUCUACCUGGACAUGUCUUAGUUUUCAAAUGCAAUGAUGUCAACAUGAAGAUGUACGACCGACGAAUAAUCGAAUGCCAGUCAAAUGGAAAGUGGGACUACCCAUUUCCAAAAUGUUUAGAAACAGCAUGUGUUGCAAACCUCGCAAACAUGAACAUAGAGGGAUGCCCUCAUCCUGGGGUUGUAUACAAGCCUGGUGACAGGUUAAAGGUUUCAUGUGAUCAGGGGCUCAUUUUACAAGGACCAGAUGGCAUUACCUGCCAGGAAGAUGGACAAUGGAGCAGCCCAUUUCCCUCAUGUGUAGAGGCAACAUGUAUUGCAAAGAUCACAAACCAGAUCAUAGACGGACGAUAUAAUCCUGGGGUUAUAGUAUACAAACCUGGUACAAGGAUAACGGUUUCAUGUGGUGAGAAAUUCGUUUUAAAAGGAAUAGGGGACAUCACUUGUCAGGAAGAUGGAGAAUGGAGCAGUGGGUUUCCUACAUGUGCAGCAAAUUCAUGCGGGCCACCUCCCAGCACGAACCAUCUGAAUGCAGAUACAACAAAUAUCCUGGAUCACAGAAAAACUCUAUAUCGUAUAGGGGAGAAAGUUGAAUACGCCUGCUUUAAAACAUUCAUAAUGGAGGGCGAACCAUUCUUGACCUGUCGGCAAGACGGCUGGAUAGAACAGUUUAAGUGUAUACCACCGUGUUUGGCGUCUGUUGAAGAAAUGGAUAAAAGGAACAUACAAUUAGUGUACGGUAGAAAUGAAAGAAUGUUCUGUCCACAUAAGGAUCAUAUCACCUUUGCGUGUAAGGGUAAUAAAAAAUGUAAAGAAAAUAGUGUUCGAUUCAGACAACAGUGUCAAUAUGGCAAAAUGACUUUGCCUGAGUGUGAAUGAAUAAUGCAUUUUUAUAAACAGAACGCUUUCUAAGUGACCAGUGGAAAUAAAAUAAAACUUCUCUCAAUAAUUUUGGUCUUAGAAGUAACGUUUUGCAGUUUGAAAGUAAUUUUGUGUAAUCAAACUUCAGAGAAGUGAUUCAACCAACAGAAUUGAUGAUUCAGUGUUGUAAAAUGUAAUAAUGUUUAGUUUAAUAACCACUGUCUUAAAGAGUGUUGUUGUAUCUGAUUGUUGUAAAGCUAACGUGCUAAAUAAAACAGAACCUAAAUUUCCUUACACAUA